CCGUGGAAGAUCCAUCCGCCCACAGACAGUCGCGUCGUCGCGUCUCCCUCCCCGCAAUUAAGGAACAUUUUCCAAAACUCCCGUCCAGCUUGCUCCUUUCCUGCUCGUCGUCAAAUGUCUAGUCCGGAGUGCCAUUCCGCUUUGUAAACAACUGAAGAAAAGAUAGGAGCCCCCCAAAAAAAAAUUACCGAAAAAAAAUGGCCUCCCAAAACUUCCUAGGCGCCUCCAUCACGGGCGGCACCCGAGAAAAGACGUACUUUGAGCAGCAGCGCGAAGCGCUGAUUGGGGAAAUCGCAAACAGCUUUGAGCACGUGUUGGCGAACAUCAACAAGCUGAACCGCUCGUUGGAGGCUGUUAUUACUGUUGGCAACGAAUUCUCCUCUGUCGAAGCCCUCUGGUCGCAGUUUGAGAAUGUCAUGGCGAAAGAUCCCUCCGAAGCACAGGGACAGCAACAGCAGCAGCAACAGGAACAGCAACAACAUCAAGCCGAGCAAGGAACAACAACAACAGCACGACAAGAACACGGACAGACACGGGGCGAAGAAGGACGACAAGAGGAGGACGAUACCAAGAUGGAGGUGGAUGAGGAGGAUAGCAAGAUCAAGAUGGAGAGGUGAAUCGGGCACGGAAGGAGAUCCAAGGACAACAUGUCACGUCCGAAGAAUGGACGUCGGAGAACAAAAGCGCGGGCAACGGACAACUGAACGUUGGGAUUGUACGAUUAAAUCAUACGGAAGAAUGGAUAAGAUACCCAGGCAAUUAGGACAAUACGAAAGCAUUC
Neurospora hispaniola is the source of this 781-nucleotide messenger RNA. Its product is annotated as DASH complex subunit Dad1-domain-containing protein. Gene Ontology annotation, molecular function: microtubule plus-end binding. Gene Ontology annotation, cellular component: spindle microtubule; mitotic spindle pole body; mitotic spindle. NCBI's taxonomy places the organism in Eukaryota, Fungi, Ascomycota, Sordariomycetes, Sordariales, Sordariaceae. The record is from RefSeq and is a predicted model, not a curated record. The transcript is spliced from 2 exons. Bases 198 to 617 code for a protein of 139 amino acids.